Cladocopium goreaui is the source of this 581-nucleotide messenger RNA. The record is from the annotation of a GenBank genome assembly. Lineage: Eukaryota; Dinophyceae; Suessiales; Symbiodiniaceae.
AGGUCACCAAAAAACAGCGCCGGGAACUGACCAAGAAGUUUGCGGAUGUUGGCAGCACCACGCUGCCGGACUCAGCAGAUGAGGUCACCGAGACGCCCACUUUUUCUAGCGCCAGCCCCACCUUGAAGGCACCGGUCGACAGCCGCAAGCGCAAGUUCUCCGAGGACGGCGAGGCCGUGCCGUCGCCGGCGACGCCGCCCGAGGCGCUGGAGCUGUCGGAGUUGUCGGAGCGGUCGACGGAGCGCGCGGCGGAGCCGGCGGCGAAACGGCCACGGCGGCCCAGGUGCCUGACACGCGUGCGGCAGAUCGAAUCAGUGGUAGAUGCCUUUGCCAGAAACUUGGUCAACCAGCGGACGGAAGAGGACAUUGACGUCACGGACGCCUAUGGCAUGGAACUCCUCGAGAGAUGCGCCUCGAACUGUCGCUUCUUCCGCAAUGUGCUCUGCGCUUCCGGGACGCCCCAAGGAGGUGUGGCGCUCGAUGCACAGCUAGUGAGGGGCGCAGUGUUGGAAUAUGAAAACCUGGAAGAUCUCUGAUCUCGCCGCGGCCUCCACGGCUGGUGGUGGCUUUGUCAACUAUGG